Messenger RNA from Ctenopharyngodon idella (grass carp), 4669 nucleotides. RefSeq lists its product as uncharacterized. Gene Ontology annotation, biological process: positive regulation of GTPase activity; endoplasmic reticulum to Golgi vesicle-mediated transport. The record is from RefSeq and is a predicted model, not a curated record. Gene Ontology annotation, cellular component: endoplasmic reticulum membrane. Gene Ontology annotation, molecular function: GTPase activator activity. NCBI's taxonomy places the organism in Eukaryota, Metazoa, Chordata, Actinopteri, Cypriniformes, Xenocyprididae.
CUCACCGGCGUUUUCAGCCAGUGAGAGUAAAGUAAAGCUCGGCUGACGUGCACUCCUCCACGGAACGACGCGGAUCUGAGGGGAAUCGUAAAUGCAACUUUCCUUUCGUUUUCACUGCCAGUUUUGAAUUAAACUUAUAUUAUUGUCAUCACAAGAACAUGUAUUCGAUAUCCUCAUGACUGUGAGUCGUAAUAAGAGAUGAGAAAAGCGAGAAAGCGACUGCCAGCGAGCGGAUCGCAAGCGUCUAACAGGAGACAUGAAGAACAAUUGCCCUGGAAGAAACAGAAGCUUCUGGAUAUCCAUCAGGCUCUGAACAGUGACCCUGUGGAGAUCGAGACCCUUCGGCGGGCGGCUGUGAGCGAAGGCGGUUUGCUGACAGAUGACAUCAGGAGAAAAGUUUGGCCUAAACUCCUCAGUAUCAACGUGUACAGUCUGCCUGCCAAACCCUCCAAAGAUGUCCGAGAAGACCACAAAGACUACAGACAGGUGGUGCUCGAUGUCAGGAGAUCAAUGCGGCGUUUCCCGAAAGGCAUGCGUGUGGACGAGCGAGAGGUUCUCCAGGAGCAGCUGAUAGACAUCAUUCUGGAUGUUCUGAGGAGAAAUCCUCAACUGCACUAUUACCAGGGUUAUCAUGACAUGGUGGUGACCUUCCUGCUGGUUGUGGGGGAGAGGAUGACCAUCGCGAUAAUGGAGAAACUGUCCAAUCAUCAUCUCAGGGAUUUCAUGGACCCCACCAUGGACAACACAAAACACAUCCUGAACUACCUGAUGCCCAUUCUGGAGCGAGUGGACCAAGAGUUACACGACUUCAUGAUAAGGUCAGAGGUGGGCACUAUCUUCGCCCUGAGCUGGCUGAUCACAUGGUACGGCUACGUCCUGUCAGAUUUCCGGCAUGUUCUGCGGCUCUAUGAUUUCUUCCUGGCUUCUCACCCACUCAUGGCCAUCUACUUCGCCGCUGUGAUUGUGUUGUACAGACAGAAGGAAGUGAAGAGCAGUGAGUGUGAUAUGGCCAGCGUUCAUCACCUGCUGUCUCAGAUGCCUCAGGAUCUGCCAUACGAGGAGCUGAUUGGUCGAGCUCAGAGCCUCUUCAUCAGCUGCCCGCCCUCUCUGCUGACCCAGUCUGCAGCGCUGCAGUCACGCAACAUAAUCGCCAUCAGCACCUUUACGGACUUCCAGUCGUCCACACUGAGGCAGCGUCCAGACUCCGUCCUUCGCCAACAGCUUCAGGAGCACCAUGAAACCCAGCCAGCCCUUCCCAUGAGCGCCCAGCCAGUGAACACUAACCAACUCAUCAAAAUGGCAGUGUGGGGUCUGUCCGCCACGUUAGGGGCGGCGGCGCUGGCUGUGGCCCAGACGGCCAUGGACUGGGCACCUGACUUUCUCUCCCAGCUCUUCUGACACAAAGCGCCUCAUUCUCGUGUGCCAAAUUGAGUGUACUGCAUUUGCAGAUAUGUGUUAAGUGGUGCAAAACACCCAGAGAAAAUGAAGCUGUGGCUUAUUUAUUUCCGAACCCCCUUCCUUUUUCCUUAUUUAUAGAUUUUAGCCGAGCUAAUAUUGGGGAAGUGGGAGGAGUCAAACGAGGUUUUUGUAAUCAUAAGCAUUUCUGGAUGUCGUUCCAUCAGCAGAAUGUCAGAGAAAGUGCUCUGCUAGGGCAUUCAGAACAGCAGCAAGAGCACAAAUUAUUAAAAGGUUUUUUGCUGCUGAACGCCGUCAGUAGUGAGUGAAGCUCAUUAGAGAAAACGGGUGAAGGCUGAAAGACCACAGAGACUCGCUGGUGAACGCAGCACUUUACAACUAGUUUAUUCCAGAGCGAGAGCGCUUACUAACCUGACACACAUGCUUUCAGGUUCAGGUGUUAGAUGUCCUCUGAAAUCAACCACAGUGGAUGUGUCUCAUUCCACUCACUACACUGAAAAAAAAAGUGGUGUAGAAUUUACUUUAGAAACCAAAAUAAUCACAAAGAAAUGGCAAGUAAUAUAUUGAAUUAAACAUGAAUGUUUGAAGUACAAAAUCUGAAAAUUUCUUGUAAAACUUGCUCCAGUAAUCUUUGGUAAUACAAAUUAAAAUCCAAUAAUACUCCAAUAAUCUUCAUUAAAAAUAAAAACUACAAUAAUACUUCAAUAAUGCUCCAAUUAAUACUCUAAUAAUCUUUAAUACAAACUAAAAUUCCAGUAAUACUCCAAUAAUCUUUUAUAAAAAUUAAAACUCCAAUAUUACUCCAAUUUAUACUCCAAUUAUCUUUAAUAAAAAUGAAAACUACAAUAAUACUCCAAUAAUGCUCCAAUUAAUACUCCAAUAAUCUUUGUUAAUAAAAAUCUAAAUCCAAUAAUACCCCAAUAAUGCUCCAAUUAAUUCUCCAAUAAUCUUUAAUAAAAAUUAAAACUACAAUAAUACUCCAAUAAUCUUUAAUAAAAAUUAAAACUACAAUAAUACUUCAGUAAUGCUCCAGUUAAUUCUCCAAUGAUCUUUAAUAAAAAUGAAAACUACAAUAAUACUUCAAUAAUGAUCCAAUUAAUACUACAAUAAUCUUUAAUAAAAUUGAUAACUCCAAUAAUACUCCAGUAAAUAUUCCAGUAAUCUAGACAUAUUAAAAAAAAAAAAAACUUAAUAAAAUUACUAAAACACAAUAAAAUUACGAAAACUUUCAAAUUAAAAUUUCUAAUUUCGCUAAGUUGAAGUACUAAAAUUCCUGAAAGUAAAACUGAAAUCAAAUUUGAUAGAAAUGUUCCUGAUUUUUCUACUUUCGAGGUCAAGUGCCGCCGUGCCUGUGACAUCAUUCUGUGCCUGUGACAUCAUUCUGUGCCUGUGACAUCAUUCUGUGCCUGUGACAUCAUGCCGUUUAUGGUGAAGCUCUCUGAGAAGCAGUGAAACGCAACAAAACGGCCAGAGACGUCCAUUUAAUUCAUGUGUAUGGACCAAAAAUGAGUAAAACAUGGUUAUGUAGCUCCAUGAGCUUUAUCCUUCUGGUGUCAGAGAUUAUUAUAGUACACAGCUGGUGCUCACUGCUUUUAUGGUGCAUUUUUAGGCAAAUGUUUCAGUGCACUAAAAUGUUUAUAAGUGUGCUUACUGAAGUAGGGAGUGGACUGAGACACAGCCAGGAAACAGCAUACUUAGACUUAGCAUAGUUAACCAAACAUCAGAGGUCUUAAAGACCCAGGAUUUUGUAAUUAGAUAAAUUAUGAUCAAGUGCAGAUGAGGACAGUGUUGUCAACGUACCAUCCCAUACUGAUUUUAACAGAAAGUUCCAAAGCAAAACACAAUAUGUUCAAUAUGUACCUGUUUUCCACCAGGUCAAAAUACACACCUUUAUUCAUUUGCAAUUGGUGCAGGAUUUACCUUGAAACAGUUUUCACUCAGAAAUUGCUAGAAAUUUCACAAAUCAUUACAAAGAAAUGGCAAGUAAUGCAUUGAAUUAAACAAUUUUGAAGUGCUGAAAUAGUAUUUUUUGUAAAACGUACUCCAAUAAUUAUGGAAGCUUGUUUCCGCCACUAAAUAAAAAAAUAAAGUAAUUGCGACUUUUUGUCUCACAAAUCUGACCUCAUAGCAUGCGAGUUAUAAAGUCAGAAUUGUGAUAUAUAAACUCGCAAUUCUGAGGAAAAAUGUCAAUCUUUUUUCCCCUCACAAUUGGACAGUCUCACAAUUCUGACUUUUUAUCUCGCAAUUCUGACUUUUUAUCUCACAAUUCUGACUUUUUAUCUCGCAAUUCUGACUUUAUAUCUCACAAUUCUGACUUUUUAUCUCGCAAUUCUGACUUUUUAUCUCACAAUUCUGACUUUAUAUCUCGCAAUUCUGACUUUAUAUCUCGCAAUUCUGACUUUAUAACUCGCAAUUCUGACUUUAUAUCUCACAAUUCUGACUUUAUAUCACAAUUCUUGUUUCCGCCACUAAAUAAAAAAAUAAAGUAAUUGCGACUUUUUGUCUCACAAAUCUGACCUCAUAGGAUGUGAGUUAUAAAGUCAGAAUUGUGAUAUAUAAACUCGCAAUUCUGAGGAAAAAUGUCAAUCUUUUUCCCCUCACAAUUGGACAGUCUCACAAUUCUGACUUUAUAACUCACAAUUCUGACUUUAUAUCUCGCAAUUCUGACUUUAUAUCUCGCAAUUCUGACUUUAUAUCUCGCAAUUCUGACUUUAUAUCUCGCAAUUCUGACUUUUUAUCUCGCAAUUCUGACUUUAUAUCUCGCAAUUCUGACUUUAUAUCACGCAAUUCUGACUUUAUAUCUCACAAUUCUGACCUCAUAGGAUGUGAGUUAUAAAGUCAGAAUUGUGAUAUAUAAACUCGCAAUUCUGAGAAAAAAUGUCAAUCUUUUUCCCCUCACAAUUGGACAGUCUCACAAUUCUGACUUUUUAUCUCACAAUUCUGACUUUAUAUCUCGCAAUUCUGAGGAAAAAAGUCAGAAUUGUGAGACAAAAAGUUACAUUUUUUAUUUUUAUUUGAUGGCAGAAACAAGCUUCCAUAAAUAAUGUUUUAUUUGCAACUUUGAAAAAUCAUUUUUAUAGUGCAUGUAAAUCGAACUUGCUUUUAAAAAAUCCUACAGUCUUUUUGCUUCUUUUUGAGGCUUAAUUGCGGGACAGAUCCUCCCAGAAUGUUGUACGGCUGAGGAUUGAUUUCUAUUUAAUAUGACAUCAAUAAAAAUUGGAGUAUAGUCCAAUAAAAAUUCCAUAAAACAUGC